AUGGCCUUGAAGGAUAUUGCUUUGUCUUCAGGUUCAGCUUGUACUUCUGCAUCAUUGGAACCAUCUUAUGUCUUACAUGCAUUGGGUGCAGAUGAUGCAUUAGCACAUUCUUCUAUUAGAUUUGGUAUUGGUAGAUUCACAACAGAAGCUGAGGUCGACUAUGUUAUCAAGGCUAUCACUGAGAGAGUAGAAUUUUUAAGAAAAAUGUCUCCAUUGUGGGAAAUGGUCCAAGAGGGAAUUGAUUUAGAUUCCAUUGAAUGGAGUGGUCAUUGA
This is a messenger RNA of Debaryomyces tyrocola, 273 nucleotides long. NCBI's taxonomy places the organism in Eukaryota, Fungi, Ascomycota, Pichiomycetes, Serinales, Debaryomycetaceae. The record is from the annotation of a GenBank genome assembly.